CGCCCGAGUCCUCCCGUCAGUCAUCGCGGCCGGGCUGCUCGCUGGCCGCGAAACAAGCAGAGCAGCACCGCGACCGUCCACAAGGAGAACGGAAGGCGAAGAGCAGCGGCGCAUUCGGUGCCCACAGCGAGGGACAUGCGGAACAACUACGACACGCGGCCGACCGCUAUGGCGUCUUCCGGCACUCUUUGGACUUCGGCGCUGGUAACGCUCGUCGCCAGCAUAGCGGCCGUGUCCGCGCAUGCGCAAGGCGGAGACAUCCCGCCGUCCUGCAGUUGGCUGAACGCCGUCAUCGAGGGGUGCUCAGACGACAGCUUCGAGUUCAAGGACAUCUCAGGCUGGGACCUGCUGAAGCGGGAGUACUUCGCCUGUCUCUACUCUCGGAUCAUACAGGCGGACUCGCGAACCACCUGCCAAGACGACGCGCUGCUGAGUCAGGUGGAGGACUGCAGGGUGGACGCCUACUUGAAGUUAAAGCCCGACGUCAAGCUGAAAAGCCCACCGUUCGACAACUCCGCCCAGCUUUUCAAGAACUGCAUGGACAACACGCUGGGCAAAUUCAGAGAAGCCGGCAUGUCCGCCCUGCGUGGGUUCCGGAUGGGACCGGACAGUGGGCCGCCACCGCCACCUCUGCCGCCGCAGCUGUCGCCGUACAACGGCAAGCCCAACAUCACCAUCGAGUACACGCAUUACGUGUGACCCCGGCGACCACUAGUAGAUUGCCAAUAAAGAGAGAAAACGGCCCA
Dermacentor andersoni is the source of this 746-nucleotide messenger RNA. RefSeq lists its product as uncharacterized. Lineage: Eukaryota; Metazoa; Arthropoda; Arachnida; Ixodida; Ixodidae. The record is from RefSeq and is a predicted model, not a curated record.